CCGUGUUUUGUAGAAGAAGAUGGGUGUCAACGCGUCUCGAGCUCACGGUGAAGGCGAGCAGCCCGAGUCGCCGCGAGCUGUGUGAGCUGAGCGGCUCGCUGAAACCCCCGUACGUUUCAACAACAACAACAACAACAACAACGCAACAAUCAGACCCCUCUCUCUCCCGGGGAAGAUGUGGCUAACGCCAGAGGAGGUGCCGGUGAAGAGCGCGCUGAAACUCUGGGUAACGGAGAAAUACAACGGCUUCUUUCUGCUGCAGCGCAGGAGGGGGCACGGGGAUACCGGCGGAAAAUUCACAGGGAUGCUGGUCGGGGCCCUGGAUACUGUGUUGGAUUCUAAUGCACGUGUCACUCCAUUCCGGAUCGUUCUACAGGCGCCCGGCUCACAAGUCAGCUGGGUUAUUGCCAGUGGGGCCUCUCUUGAGGAAGUUAAAACACACUGGUGUUGGUUGGAGGUCAAUCUGCUGGACUCUCUCUCUGUGUUUGAGAACAAGGAUGACAUCACCAGCUUCGUCAACGGCAAGAUCAAGGGCCUGAUAGCUGAUGAAUCUGGCGGACAGCAGGACCCUGAGGGCUACCGUGAGGCGGUGGUCCGUCUGGAGCAGCGCUUCGGUCUGCCCCCGAGAGAGAAGCUCAUCGCUCGGCUCACGUGCUGCCUCUGGAAGACUCACGUCCCCCGCCAGGGCUGGAUGUACCUCACACACAACCACAUGGCCUUCUACUCAUACCUGCUGGGCAAGGAAGUGAAGCUGUUGUUGCCGUGGGCGGAGGUGACGGGGGUGGAGCGCGUGUGCGUCGGCCGGGUAACGGAUGUGUUGCGCGUGCGCACCAGAACACGCCAGCGAGACUUCUCCAUGUUUCUGAGCAUGGACGACGCCAUGGCAACCAUCACGCAACUCACUGACCUCGCCCUGCGCAGGGUCUUACCCACCGCUGGACUGAGGACGCCACACACACUCAUACACACAGCACUCACAAAGAGGGCACUGGAGGACCACGCCCUCACUCAGGAUGUGUUGUCCCUCUUUGGCCUGCCGCGGACUGAGAGUGUGUGUGAGGUGCGAGUGUGUGCCCUGUGGACCCCACACCUCCGCUCACACACACACGGAACUCUCUACGCCACAGACAGCUACCUCUGCUUCAGCAGCCGAGAGCCAGGAGUGUGUUCUCUUAUCAUCCCUCUGUCUGAGGUGUUGUCGGUGGAGAAGGCGGAGACGUCGAGUGUGUUGCCAGACCCGGUGAUUGUGAGCGUCCGCGGUCGGCGUGCGUUUCAGAUGGUGGGUGUGUGUGACCGCGACACACUCCUGGAGGCCGUGACCGACAGACUGCGCAUGCUACGCUGGAAGCACGCCAUUUAUAAAGGACAACACUCGCAACACACACCACUGAUCUCCCCGACCCCCUACUACACGUUUUGUUAUGACACGGAUGGAGAGGCAGACAAAUCCCAGAGACACGUCAUCAGUACCCGCCCCCUCAUCUCUCUCAACCAAUCACGUAUGCCAAAGCACAAGACCGCUGCUGAGCGUCGUAAGGAGGCCUUGUGGGAGGAGCGCUUUGAGGAGUUUGGACGCGGCACACACAUGUUCCGCACCGCCUGCCUACACAAGCUGGUUGCCAUGGGGAUCCCUGAGUCGCUACGGGGAGACUUGUGGCUCACGCUCUCAGACGCGAGCUCGGAGCUGGCGGCCCACCCCGGCUACUACGCGCAGCUGGUGGAGCGCUCGCUGGGCGAGGUCACCGUGGCGACGGACGAGAUCGAGCGCGACCUGCAUCGCUCCCUUCCGGAACACCCCGCCUUCCAGAGCCCCUUUGGCAUCGACGCGCUUCGGAGAGUCCUGAGGGCCUACGCACACCACAACACACACAUCGGAUACUGCCAGUCCAUGAACAUCCUGGCCUCUGUGCUGCUGCUGUACGCCAAAGAGGAGGAGGCCUUCUGGCUCCUGGCCACCGUGUGUGAGAGGAUGCUGCCCGACUACUUCAACCGCCAAGUCAUAGGGGCACAGGUGGACCAGUCUGUGUUUGAGGAGUUGUUGCGUGAGCGUGUUCCAGACCUGUCUCAGAAUGUUCCGGACCUGUCUGCGCUGGCGUCGGUGUCGUUGUCAUGGUUCCUGACGCUCUUCCUGAGCGCGCUCCCCCUGGCCAGCGGAGUGUGUGUGCUCGACGGCUUCUUCUGCCUCGGCGCCCGACUCAUCUUCCAGCUCGCGCUGUGUGUGUUACACACCAACACACACACACUCUGCAGCAGCAGCGACGAGGGACACGCACUCAUGAUCCUCACCAGCUUCCUUGAGCAGGUCAGGCAUGACGAGGAGGAGUGUGCAUGUGCAGAUGAAGCAGCAGUUCCAGCUGAACACACACAUAUCACGGCACUGCUCAAAGAGGCCUACGAGAGGUAUGGUGAUAUCAGUGCAAGGCAGUUAGAAAGGCUGAGGUGUCGUCAUCGCAUCCAGGUGCUGCAGUCUCACGAGGACACCACCAAAGAGAACGCAAUCAGACUGGUGACCCCUGAAGUGUCUCUAUCUGCUGAGGAGCUCUCUGACCUCUACGACUUCAUCAAGACUGCGCAUCUGAUCAGUGUGUAUUGGGGAGACGGCGUGUGUGUGUCAGGUGUGUGUGGUGAAGGCUACCAGCUGGACCUCCCGCAGUUCGAGAGCGUGUAUGCCGCACUGUCGCCAUGGCAAGAGGGGGCGCACACGGAUACGGUUGCUAGGCGCACCUUCACACUGCUGGACCAAAACCAGACCAACCUGCUAACCUUCACACAGAUCGCACACUGGCUGGACACCCUAUACCGUGAGGAGUUGAAUGUGAAGAUUAAGUGGUUGUAUCGCCUUCAUAUUCCUCCAGCCCUGAUGGAUGGCGAGGAUGACUCCUCCCCCUUGAAGUCGCCACUGCUGUCGACCGCAAGACCCCUUCACGUAGACCGACCAAACGGUGAGAGUGGCUAUGAGGAGCAGCUGAAGCAGAUGUUAAAGGAUCUGGCCAAAGAGAAGGAGAAGGAUGCAGAGAAGCCACUGCCUCCAAUGAACCAGAGGGAGUUUAUCCAGUUCUGUAAGACGCUCUCCAACAUGUUCCACGGAGAUCCCGAGGAGAGCGAGCUCUUCCAGGCCAUCGCCAUGGUAACCAGUCUGUUGCUGCAGAUCGGUGAGGCGGGGCUGCGUGGCGCUGCCUUGGGGGCGGGGCCGGGGCCGGAGGGCGACGCGGCGCGUGCUGAUUGGACGGUGAGCCUGGCACAGAUCCUGGCGUCGCUCCUGACCGAGCCGGCACUGGUGGCCUUCUUCGAGCGGCCCGCCGGCCUGCAGGCACGCCUCGCCAUGGCAACGCAGCAGCAGUACCAGCAGCGGGCCGGCAUGCUGGAGCUGGAGCACGCUUAGAGAGGUGCAUCAUGGGAGGACCGGGGGAGCAGGACUCCCCGAGUAGAAGACUACAUCUCCCAGAAGCCUUCUGUCUACACUGCAUUUCCUGUAAGCAGGACCAUCUAAGAGACUUCAUCUCCCAAAGCCCUCCAUGCUAAGACUACAACUCCCCAAAGCCCUCCAUGCUAAGACUACAACUCCCCAAAGCCCUCCAUGCUAAGACUACAACUCCCCAAAGCCCUCCAUGCUAAGACUACAACUCCCUGAAGCCCUCCAUGCUAAGACUACAACUCCCCAAAGCCCUCCAUGCUAAGACUACAACUCCCCAAAGCCCUCCAUGCUAAGACUACAACUCCCCAAAGCCCUCCAUGCUAAGACUACAACUCCCCAAAGCCCUCCAUGCCAAGACUACAACUCCCUGAAGCCCUCCAUGCUAAGACUACAUUUCCCAUCACCCCUGAGCCUGCCAUAAUCCUUCUGAGAAAAACUCUCAAAAGGAUUUGCCAUAAACUGACUAUCUGACUUCAUCUGACACACACACACACACACACACACACACACACACAUCCCAUGAUCACCCUGAAGCCUGAAACUGUGACACUGUUUCUGUGUCUCUCAUUGUAAUGUGUGUCUGUCUUUCUGCGUCAGUCUUCUUCUUCUCUCUGUGUGUGUGUGUGUGUGUGUGUGUGUGUGUGUGUGUGUGUGUGAGAGAGAGACAGUGUGCAGUGGCUGUCAGUCACACUCAUGUUUACAACUCAAAUGGUUUAGAAAUAUUUGCUGAAGAACUUAUGAAUCAUUCAUUGGACCAUCGCUUGUCUUACGUCGGAAUGUGAGAUCUCAACAGAUCAGACAUCACACACACACACACACACACUCACACACACACACAAGCCUUAACCUCCUCCUACUGUGAAUGAUAUGUGUGUGUUCGGGAGGCUGUAUGUGCUGUAAGGACUAUACGGUGUUCAGUAUGUCUUCCUCAAUAUUAAUCACACACACACACACACACAUACACGUAAUAUAUGGCUGUCUUUUGAGAUUGUGAAGCACGCACGCAAACACACACACACAGAGGCACCUAUACACUUGUGUAAGUGUAUUUUGUGUGGGUGUGUGUGUGUGUGUGUCUGUGUGUUGUCUUUACAUAUAUAAAUAUGAGUUCCACAGAGUUCCCCUCUGUGAUGUGAUGCUGCCUUUUACUGUUUAACGUUUUUACACCAAAGCUGGAGAAGAUGCCAAGGAAAUGUUUGUUUGUGUGUGUGUGUGUGUGUGUGUGUCACCUAAGGAAACUGGUCUGGUUCUAGAAUGAUUUGUUGCAACAAGUUGCUGGUUUCAAGUAGUUGCAGCUCAUCUCGUCACCAAUCUUUGGAGACACGCACAGUCACACACACACACACACACACACACACACACACACACACCCUGUAAAUGCUUUCUGACCUGUGUGUUCUCACUGCUUGUAUACACUGGCCAUAUUACCUUUGUCUGACAUGUACACAGCUUUGUGAAAUGCUUUUCAAACACACAUUAAAAGGUUGUAAGAA
Messenger RNA from Clupea harengus (Atlantic herring), 4908 nucleotides. RefSeq names its product TBC1 domain family member 8 (gene tbc1d8). The record is from RefSeq and is a predicted model, not a curated record. Lineage: Eukaryota; Metazoa; Chordata; Actinopteri; Clupeiformes; Clupeidae. Bases 176 to 3382 code for a protein of 1068 amino acids. The transcript is spliced from 20 exons.